Myotis myotis is the source of this 1353-nucleotide messenger RNA. It is a transcript of the gene RARRES1, whose product is annotated as retinoic acid receptor responder 1. NCBI's taxonomy places the organism in Eukaryota, Metazoa, Chordata, Mammalia, Chiroptera, Vespertilionidae. The transcript is spliced from 6 exons. The coding region runs from base 149 to 1057 and encodes 302 amino acids. The record is from RefSeq and is a predicted model, not a curated record. Gene Ontology annotation, molecular function: metalloendopeptidase inhibitor activity.
GAAUCCCCGCGGGGGCGCGGCCCAUCGGGACCCGGCUCCCUGCCGCUGGCCGCCCGGGGGCGGAGGGGAGGGGCCCCCGGCAGCCUUAUUUCCUCGAGCGCCGCUCCGAGCCCGGCCCGUGGAGCGCAGCGCCAGCCCUCCCGCGUCCAUGCAGCCCCUCCCGCAAGCGCUGCCCGCCCCUGGGCCCGGGGGCCCGCGCCCCGCCGCCCCGCUGCUGGCGCUGCUGCUGCUGCUGGCCCUCCGGGGCUCGGCGGCGGCACCCGCGGGCUCCGAGGGUCCCCAGGGCUCGGCGGCGGCACCCGAGGGUCCCCAGGACUCCGCGUGGCAGCGGGACUCCGAGCUCCCGCACGGGCUGCUGCAGCGGGCGGCGCGCGCGGCGCUGCACUUCUUCAACUUCCGCGCGGGCUCGCCCAGCGCCCUGCGAGGGCUGGCCGCCGUGCAGCAGGGCCGCGCGUGGAUUAAUUCAAAGAAGGAAUGUCAAGUUGACCUGGAGUUCACCACAGAGCACUACAACCCGGAGGAAGGCGAGGAACGUUUGGGGAAAUGUUCCGCUCAAGUGUUUUUCAAGAAUGAGAAACCCAGGCCCACCAUCAAUGUCACCUGUACACGGUUCAUGGAGAAGAGCAAAAGACAACAAGAGGAUUACCUGCUCUACAAGCACAUGAAGCAGCUCAAAGACCCCUUGGAUGUCAUCAGCAUACCUGACAGUCAUGGACAUAUUGAUCCCUCGCUCAGACCCAUCUGGGACUUAGCUUUUCUUGGCAGCUCUUACGUGAUGUGGGAAAAGACAACGCAGUUCUUACACUACUACAUGGCACAGCUCAGCAGUGUGAAGCAGUGGAAAACAGAUGAGGAUGCCAUUGAUUUUGACUAUACGGUCCUACUCCAUGAAUUCUCAACACAGGAAAUCAUUCCCUGUCGUAUUCACUUGGUCUGGCACCCGAGCAAACCCCUUAAAGUGAAGUACCACUGUCAGGGGCCGCAGGCACCAGAGGAAGCCUCUGGAAUUGAAGAAGGAUCAGCUGCGGCACCGACGACGGGACUUACCAAUUACUGAAAAGGAAAGAAGAAGACCUGCUGUCCCAAAUCCUAAACACAAUGACUGUACAAAGCAGCCUAAGUCAUUAUUCUAGUAAAAUAGCCAGUGUCUAAGGCAUCCUAAUAAUUCGGAAAGCCUGCGAUGCUCAACAAUGAAAAGAUACUGGGUUUUUUAAAAGAUAAUAUAUUUCAAUGAAAGCCAAUUGUAGGGAAAAUAUUAUCUGUUUAAAAGGAAUUAUACUAUUUUUAUGUUUUUAAGCAAGUAUUCUUUUAUAACUUGAUAGCGACUUUUAAAUAAAUGUUUACAUUUCUAAA